Rhinolophus ferrumequinum (greater horseshoe bat) is the source of this 1225-nucleotide messenger RNA. Its product is annotated as claudin-34-like. The record is from RefSeq and is a predicted model, not a curated record. Bases 318 to 965 code for a protein of 215 amino acids. Gene Ontology annotation, biological process: bicellular tight junction assembly; cell adhesion. Gene Ontology annotation, cellular component: bicellular tight junction; plasma membrane. The transcript is spliced from 3 exons. NCBI's taxonomy places the organism in Eukaryota, Metazoa, Chordata, Mammalia, Chiroptera, Rhinolophidae. Gene Ontology annotation, molecular function: structural molecule activity.
AAUACUGAAGAGCCAGACAUCAUUUUAAAAAGUCACAGCCUGAGCCUGAGGUUCACAGAACUGCGGUUCACAGAACAGAAGGAAGGCAGGAACGCCUACUGUGUGAUUCCUAUUGUAACAAACAGGCAAACUUGAACGACGGUGACAAACUAACGACAGCCUCUGGGUACGCAUUCGUGACAGACUUCUUGUGGAAGAGCAGGAGCUAUCGGGACCUCCUCUUCUUCUGAAGCUGCUGGUUGUUGAGAAGCAAAGCGGGAGCGGCCUUGUGAGUCUGCUCGUCAAUAACCUUCAGUUCCCCUCUGUAUUUGGCAACCAUGAGAUCACGCACCACCAGUGGCAAUUGUGCAGUAGCGGGUUUCGCCAUCGCCACCGCAGGAUGGAUCUUGUCUAUCACAUGCAUGGGUCUCGUGGACUGGCGAGUGUGGCACGUGAACAGCACUUCCAUCUCGGAGCGUAGCCCGGUCUGUGUGGGAAUGUGGAAAGUCUGCAUUCACCGCCAUGUCAGCCAGUUUCACAGGCCCACAUUUUGCUACCCUUACACCUACGGUGAUACCUUCCUCCCUGUCGAUAUUCUCGUGGGUCAACACCUCCUGCUGGCUGCCAGCAUCCUGGGGUUGCUGGGGAAGGUCUGCAUUGUCUUUGCACUCAGGAAACUCUCCAUGGGAAUUCUCGGGAGGAAGGUCAUCAGCAAUGCAUUUGCUGUUGCAGGAAUUCUGAAUAUGGCUGCCGGUAUGUGCAUUUUGAUUACUGUCAUCUGGAAUCACAAGUCCGUGAUGAAUGGAGAGGGUAUAUCCUUCCCGCUGUCUUUCCAUAUACCCCUCAAACCAGAUCGGCAAGAAAUGGGCAAUGCCAUGCUCGUGGCGUAUCUGGCUGCCUUCCUGAUGCUGUUAAGUGUGCUGUUUCACCUCCGUUUCCAAUGCACUUUGCCCAACCAAGUGCAGCCUGAAGCUUCAGAAAUGUAAGAUGCCUGCUUGCAUUGGCUUUGCAAACCCCACAUUACCAGGAAGUAUCAUCAGGAUGCUCUAUGACAGGUUUCCAGGGACUGAAGACCAUGGCAAAGGUGGUCUGGGGCAGAAAGCAGCCAACUGUUUUCUUUUGUUAUGUUCUGUUUCUGAAUUCGGCUCGUCAAUUGGUUGUUUAAAUUAAGGAACUAGCAUUUAAAAAAAAAUCUUGCCCACCUACCAGUUGGUUUUAAUGGACCUGGAUUUCAAUUACUGUUUAA